GCGCCGGCGCUCGCGCUCCGCCGUGCUGCCAGGAACCUGCGCGCGGCCGCGGCGGCGUUUCCCCGGGGCGCGUCGGCGGGCGGACCGCGGCGGGGCGGAAGUGGUGCGGCCCCGAGCGGAGGCCGUGGGGUUGGCAGGCUGGAGGCGGCGGGCGAGCGCGGCGCGGGCGGCCCGCGGGGCCCGGGGGAGCGGGCGGCUGGGCCCGGCCCGGGGGAGCGCGGCGGGGAUGCGGCGCCGGGCCGUGCGGGGGUCGCGGCCAUGUUCGCGGGGCUGCAGGACCUGGGUGUGGCCAAUGGUGAGGAUCUCAAGGAGACGCUGACCAACUGCACCGAGCCGCUCAAGGCCAUCGAGCAGUUCCAGACGGAGAACGGCGUGCUGCUGCCCUCGCUGCAGUCAGCGCUGCCCUUCCUGGACCUGCACGGGACCCCGCGGCUGGAGUUCCACCAGUCGGUGUUCGACGAGCUGCGGGACAAGCUGCUGGAGCGCGUGUCUGCCAUCGCGUCGGAGGGCAAGGCGGAGGAGAGGUCCAGGAAGCUGGAGGAGCUGCUGGAGAAGAGCUUCUCGCUGGUCAAGAUGCCCUCGUUGCAGCCCGUGGUGAUGUGCGUCCUCAAGCACCUGCCCAAGGUCCCCGAAAAGAAGCUGAAGCUUGUAAUGGCCGACAAGGAGCUGUACCGCGCGUGCGCCGUGGAGGUGAAGCGGCAGAUCUGGCAGGACAACCAGGCGCUCUUUGGGGAUGAGGUGUCGCCUCUGCUGAAGCAGUACAUCCUGGAGAAGGAGAGCGCACUCUUCAGCGAGGGGCUCUCUGUGCUGCACAACUUCUUCAGCCCCUCGCCCAAGGCGCGGCGGCAGGGCGAGGUGGUGCAGAAGUUGACGCAGAUGGUGGGGCGCAACGUGAAGCUGUAUGACAUGGUGCUGCAGUUCCUGCGCACGCUCUUCCUGCGCACGCGCAACGUGCACUACUGCACCCUGCGUGCCGAGCUGCUCAUGUCCCUGCAUGACCUGGACGUGGGUGACAUCUGUACCGUGGACCCCUGCCACAAGUUCACCUGGUGCCUGGAUGCUUGUAUCCGUGAGCGCUUUGUGGACGGCAAGAGAGCGCGGGAACUGCAGGGCUUCCUGGAUGGCGUGAAGAAGGGCCAGGAGCAGGUCCUGGGGGACUUGUCCAUGAUCCUGUGUGACCCCUUCGCCAUCAACACGCUCUCUCUCAGCACCAUCCGGCACCUGCAGGAGCUAGUGGGUCAGGAGACCCUGCCCAGGGACAGUCCUGACCUGCUGCUGCUGCUGCGCCUGCUGGCCCUAGGCCAGGGCGCCUGGGACAUGAUCGACAGCCAGGUCUUCAAGGAGCCCAAGAUGGAGGCGGAGCUUGUCACCCGCUUCCUCCCCAUGCUCAUGUCCUUGGUGGUGGAUGACCACACCUUCAGCGUGGACCAGAAGCUCCCUGCCGAGGAGAAGGCCGCGGCCACCUACCCCAACACACUGCCAGCCAGCUUCACCAAGUUCCUGCAGGAGCAGCGCACGGCCUGCGAGGUGGGGCUCUACUACGUCCUGCACAUCACAAAGCAGAGGAACAAGAACGCGCUGCUGCGUCUGCUGCCCGGCCUGGUGGACACGUUUGGGGACUUGGCAUUCAGUGACAUCUUUCUGCACCUGCUCACGGGGAACCUGGCGCUGCUGGCGGAUGAGUUUGCCCUGGAGGAUUUCUGCAGCAGUCUGUUCGACGGCUUCCUUUUGACAGCAUCACCCAGGAGGGAGAAUGUACAGCGGCACGUGCUGCGCCUGCUGCUGCACCUGCACCCCAGGGUGGCUCCGGCCAAGCUCGAGGCACUGCAGAAGGCCCUGGAGCCCACAGGCCAGAGUGGAGAGGCGGUGAAAGAGCUCUACUCACAGCUUGGCGAGAAGUUGGAGCAGCUGGAUCAGCGCAAGAGCAGCCCCGCACAGGCCCCGGAGACACCAGCUGCCCUGGAGCUGCCCCUGCCCCACGGGCCUGCCCCCACUGGGCUCUGAGGUUGGGUCCUCCCUGGCCCGGCCUGUGCGUACUCCUAGGAGGGUAGGGGCUGGGAGCACUUCCUGUUCCCGGAGGCGGGGCUG
Molecule: messenger RNA, 2088 nt
Organism: Ochotona princeps (American pika)
Lineage: Eukaryota; Metazoa; Chordata; Mammalia; Lagomorpha; Ochotonidae
Gene: NELFB
Product: negative elongation factor complex member B
Exons: 13
Biological process (GO): negative regulation of transcription elongation by RNA polymerase II
Cellular component (GO): NELF complex; nucleus
Source: RefSeq, a predicted model, not a curated record